This is a messenger RNA of Cotesia glomerata, 1928 nucleotides long. RefSeq names its product methylthioribose-1-phosphate isomerase. The record is from RefSeq and is a predicted model, not a curated record. Gene Ontology annotation, molecular function: S-methyl-5-thioribose-1-phosphate isomerase activity. Bases 676 to 1743 code for a protein of 355 amino acids. NCBI's taxonomy places the organism in Eukaryota, Metazoa, Arthropoda, Insecta, Hymenoptera, Braconidae. The transcript is spliced from 6 exons.
CGUGUCAGAUGCAAUAGAAUAUUAAAUAAUAACAAAAACGUGCACCACUUCCUCGAGCCGUCCUCGACGUAAUAGCCGCUCCAGUUAAUGAAAACGUUCUUGAAGAAUAAUAAUAACAUCAACAUCCGAGUCAAUAAAACAGUCGCAAUAAAUCGGCUAAUCAUAAUCAUAACAGAUGCGGAACAUAAUUAAAUUAUUUCCACUCCCACCUCCACCACCAUCAUCAACAUCAUCAUCAUCAACAUCAUCAAUAUCAACAACAUUAUCAUUAACGUCAUCACGUGACAAUGCCGGCGUUAUUUCAUCACAACAGCAAAUAUAAUAUAUAUAAUAUAUAAUAUGUACAUAAACAGCAACUAACAGAGAUAUAAGUUGUGUAAUUGCAGUCUCAUUCAUGCAGAGCAAGUAUUAGUACACAUUAAACAAGUAGAUCCAACUAAGCCGUGAACUGCAAGCCGAAUCUUUAAAUUGCCUUUGGAUACAUUCCAUAGCAUAUUACUUGUGUACUUGCAACUGGUGAGUCCUCAGUGGCACGUGAACUAUAAACUCGCUAUUAGCUGUCAGUGAUGCUUUUUAUCCUUUGAUAGUGUUAUUAUUAUUUAAAUAAUAAAUAACCUCCAUUAAAUACUCAUUGUUUUUUAAAUAUUUAUAUAAGUAUUCAAUAUUAUUAACAAAAUGGCUUUGGAAGCUAUUAAAUAUAAUAAUGGAAAGCUGGAAGUCUUGGAUCAAACGCUUUUACCAGUAAUUACUCGGUAUAUAAAUGUUCAGGGUGUUGAAGAUGGUUGGAAAGUUAUCAACAAGAUGCAGGUCCGUGGAGCUCCAGCAAUUGCAAUGGUAGGCUGCCUAAGUCUUGCAGUCGAAUUAAAAAAUGACAAUUACAGUGAAAAAAGCUCAGUGAGACGUGAAAUAGAAGGAAAGAUGAAUUAUUUGAUAUCGGCACGCCCUACGGCUGUUAAUAUUAAAAUUGCUGCAGAACAACUCAUCAAGCUGGCUAAUAAACUGUACAGAGAUGACAGUAUUAAUGUAGAAAAUAUGGUUUCUGAAAUACUGAGGUCAAUAGAUAAUAUGUUCAAAAAGGAUAUUGACGACAAUCGGGCUAUUGGUGACUUUGGCGCUGAUGAAAUUCUUAAAAAUAUUGUAGAUAAUAAUUUAGUACGAGUAUUAACUCAUUGUAACACUGGGUCACUGGCUACCACAGGAUAUGGCACAGCUCUAGGUGUUGUUCGAUCGCUUCACAGCAGUAGAAAACUUGAGCAAGUAUAUUGCACUGAAACACGCCCGUACAAUCAAGGAGCCCGUUUAACAGCCUACGAAUUAGUCCAUGAAAAUAUACCAGGUACUUUAAUAUGCGAUGACAUGGUAGCUGCGUUGAUGAAGUCUAGAAAAAUAAAUGCUGUAGUAGUUGGUGCUGAUAGAGUUGCUGCUAAUGGAGAUACUGCUAACAAAAUAGGAACUUAUCAGAUUGCAAUCCUAGCAAAAUAUCACGAAGUUCCAUUCUACGUAGCGGCUCCAAGAACGUCUAUAGACUUCGACAUAAUAGCGGGAGACAAGAUACCUAUUGAAGAACGACCUGAGCGCGAAAUGACGCACCUGAACGACCAACGAAUCGCUGCCAAGGGAAUCCAGUGCUGGAACCCCGCAUUUGACGUGACCCCCGCUGACCUGAUCACCGGAAUCAUCACCGAGGUUGGUGUUAUCAGCCCGAAGGACUUGAAGCAACUUGUUUCUACUGACCAACAAUAAUAAAGUUAUUGCAUUCCAACCCUCAAUAAAAAGUCAAUUACAUUUAAAUAAAUAAAAUAUUAAAUUAGGAAAAAUAUUAAAAUAAUAUAAUCGUAAGCUCAUAUUUUUUUAUUCUGAUAUAAAAAGUAUUAACGUUGAGAUUGGUUACAAUUAUUGAUAAUAAAAAAAUAAUUAUUAAGAUUUAA